This is a messenger RNA of Tetrahymena thermophila SB210, 684 nucleotides long. RefSeq lists its product as hypothetical. NCBI's taxonomy places the organism in Eukaryota, Ciliophora, Oligohymenophorea, Hymenostomatida, Tetrahymenidae. The record is from RefSeq and is a predicted model, not a curated record. The transcript is spliced from 3 exons.
AUGUAAACUUAAGAAGAUUAACAACAACAAGAUGAAAUUAAUUUAUUUGAAAAAUAAUCAACAAAUGAUUCUUAAUUACCUUAAUUUUCUUCAAAGUUUAUUGGAUUUUUAAAAUAAAAUUCAUUAAAAAACAAUAGUUCGAAUUUCAAAAAUCAAAAAGUAUAAGUUAAAGAAACCAUUGAAUAUAAUUUCAAUAGUGAAAGUUAAAAUUCUUCUAUUGAAAAUUCUUUGUAAAAAUUUAACUUGACUUAAAAUAGAAAGAUAAGGUAAUAAUGUGAUCAAAGUAAAACAUAUUCCAAUUAAAAAAAAUCAUAAUAAAACUAAAGUUAAAUUAAAUCAUCUCUAUUUAAAAAACAAAAAUUUGGUGAUGGAAAAAAUUUUAGUAUAAAGGACACAAAUUCUAUAAAAUUGUAAGAAAUAUCAAGAGAGCAAAAAAAUUAAAUUAAACUUACAACCAGUCCUGAGAAUAUUUCUAUUUAGCUAAGAUAUAUAAAAGAUAAAGAAAUAUUGUAGAAAGCAAAGAAAGUUAUUUUUGAAUAAAGGAGAACCAAGUUAUUGUCAUUAAUGAAAUAAUUAUGGAAAAAAAUUAGAUUGUGUAAAUAAAAAAAGAAAAUAGUUCAAGAUGAAAUAAACUAGUUUUAAAUAAAUAAGAGAAUAUGCUCUUUAUUAAAAAAUCCAUUAUGA